GGCGGCAGGGGCAGCACCGCACAGCGAGCGCCGGGAGAAGAGGGGGAAAGAAAAGCCUCAACCAACCCAACCCCCCCAGCUCCCGCAGCCCCCGCUCCAGCCAGAGCCGCGACCAUGCCCAGCCCUGCCACCGGCACCGUGCUGCUGGCGCUCGCCCUCUGCGUCCUCCUGGGAGACGGUAUGGGACAUCAUCCCGUGGAGACCCACCCGGCUGCCCACCCCAGGACCAAACGAUGCUCCUGCAACAGCUGGCUAGAUAAGGAAUGCAUUUACUUCUGUCACCUGGACAUCAUCUGGGUCAACACACCAGGGCACACCGCUCCCUACGGGCUGGGAAGUCCGCCAAGGCGGCGCAAGAGAGCGCUCGGCAGGUGCGAGUGCUUGCACUCCAGGGACAGCAUCUGUGCCACCUUCUGCCAGCCACAGGCUAGGUACCUCCAAACUCUGAAGCUGCCAGCAAGCUCUGGAGCAUCAAUGAAGUCUCUGCAGAGCAGUGGAGUGAGGCCUUCCCAUCCCGGGCUGCUGAGGGCUCUCAGGGACCUCGCUGCCUCCCGUCUGCGGCUCGGCAAGCAUCAGCGCCGCUCUCAGAGGAGCCCACAGCUGGCAGCAUUGCCUUGGGAGAAGAACAUCUGGAAGAAGAAGAGAUAAAGGAGCAGGUGCACACCAAGCUCACCAGAAGAAUUUGGAGCCCUGUGGGUGCCACUAACGCCACUGUUGGUAGUUAGAGCUGAAGGAAAGGCCAUGAGUGGAAGGGGGAAGAAGUGGAAGUCUCCAUGCCCCUGGUGUGAACCAGUGCUGCAUGCACUCCAGAGACUGAUGUAAAGGGAAAGCUCUCUCUAUACAGUCACAGAUGUGUUGUGGAGCUGAGUUGUGCCUUUUUGGAUCAGGCAAGGGUCUUGCUGGAGGAGCACGAGCUGGGCUCUGCACUGGAGCCCGAGGCAGAGGGGCAGCCCAUGCUGGGUGGUUGUUUUGUGUACAAACUGGCUGGUGCCACACAGCUCUGCACCUGGCAGCAUGGAGCCCAUGUCAGUGGCCUGGGCUGCUCUGCCUUUGAGUCAUCUUUGAGCAUGGUUCCAGCCUGACCCCAGUCAGAGGUGGCUUGGCUGGUAGUUGUAGAGGGGGAAAAGCUGCCUGCAGUGUGAGCUCACCUUUGCACUUUGCUGUCUCACUUGUCAGACAGUGCAGGGUGCCCGUGAAUGAGACUCCCCUGGCCAAACAGCUCCCAGCUUCUAUUAAAAGGUAGACAUCACCUAGAAGCCUGAAAGCCAGUUCAGUAGUCAGUGGCAUUGGCUGAGACCCUAACUGGAGGGCCUUAAGUGGCUCUGGCUCAGGUGGAGGACAGCUUUGCUCACCCAGGAGCUUGCAUCAGAGCCAAGCACGACCUGGUCAUCAGGGUAGGGGUGGGAGUCUGCAGUGGAGCUCUGUGCAUGCAGCUCCAUGUAGCCUAGGUCAGCAGCCCCACUGGCUCUGAGGCAGAGCUGAGCUGCUUGUCUGGGUGAGCUCAGUGCUAUGAGCCUGUCUCAUCUCCUCAGACAUAACCUUAGCAGGGUAGAGCACUUUCAGCUCAACCUAAUAUCCCAGCUUGCUUCCAGCUCUGCCUGAAAGGAGAGGCCAGGGGCAGAGGAGGGCAGUGGGAAUACAGCACACAGAGGCUUGCUUGCUGCUUCACUUCAGUCAGGGCUCUGGGGUCAUAGAUGACAGUGGACAGCAUCUCACUGUGAGAAGCGUAACCUGAGCAGAGGAUGGAUUAGGGCCAGGUAGGAUGGCUGUGGAGGAAAGAAUUGGUGAGAGAGAGCACAGCAAUGCCUGCACAGCUUUAGGAGAAGGGCUUGGACUGAAAUCCAGUGCCAGAUUCCUGCCUGCUCCCCCAGGCAGGGAGCAGCAGGGCACUGCUGGCCUGGAGGAGGGAAGGUUAAAACACUGAGCCCAGGAGCUGCUCUUGCAGGCAAACACGAACUCGAGGCUCUGGAGCUGUAUCAGAAAUGCACUUUCGUUUGCCUGGGCUGGUUAACUUCUCUUGCCAGCUGUGGCUGCAGCUGUCAUCGGGUUAGUGCAGGUAGAGAGUUGUUCUGCUGGGUCCCUGCUGGGUCCCUCUUGCUGCCCAGCCCAGUAUUGCACACGAGCGUUUGCAGAGCCUGCUUGAAGUCAGUGAUGGACCAAAAUCUGUGGCUGCUGCAAGUGCAGUCCCGUCGGACAUACAAAAUACUUCCUCGAUGCUUUGCUUUAAGCCUUAGGAGGGUGGAAACUGAGACCCACCGAUUGUAUGGCCAAAGAAAGGGCAGACUGAGCACUCGGUCCCCAAAGCUGCAAGAGGAUCUCUUUAGGGUUGUUUUUAUCCUUUCACAUAGAUAGUUUUGACCUUCUGAAGGUUUUGAGUUGUUCUGAAACCAAAGGGGGAGGGGGGGGGGGGAGAAAAUAAAGAAUGAAAAUCCUGAAAGGGUUUUGUUCCAGAGGAAAGAAACUUUGCACAUGGUUUAAUGUGAGCCUAACGAAUUUAAACCAGAACUCCUGCUGGUAAAGGACAAAUUGUAUCUCCCUGUGUCUGCAGUGUACCUCCUCAAGUGACUUGCUGCACACAUGUAGCAUCCUGAAAUCUGCCUAUUUAUUGAAAUCUGUUGAUUGUUGGUUUGGUUUUUUUAAUUCAGACUAAAUUGCAACAUUUAAUUUGUAAUAAAUCAUGACAAAAGUCAAUAA
Messenger RNA from Pogoniulus pusillus (Red-fronted tinkerbird), 2694 nucleotides. It is a transcript of the gene EDN2, whose product is annotated as endothelin 2. Gene Ontology annotation, cellular component: extracellular region. Gene Ontology annotation, molecular function: endothelin B receptor binding; hormone activity. The transcript is spliced from 5 exons. The record is from RefSeq and is a predicted model, not a curated record. Bases 115 to 648 code for a protein of 177 amino acids. Lineage: Eukaryota; Metazoa; Chordata; Aves; Piciformes; Lybiidae. Gene Ontology annotation, biological process: regulation of vasoconstriction; regulation of systemic arterial blood pressure by endothelin; intracellular calcium ion homeostasis.